GACGAAACAGUCCGUCGUGACGUCGUCUGCAUUUCCGUCCACCAAGGUAACUUUAGAUGUGAGCAAUACUCAGUUAAUGUUAUUAACAUUUUGGAUCAGGAAGUUUAGUUUGGGAUCGGUUGGGAAUUUGUGAUUAACUGGAUGUCCAAUUUUAAUAAAUAAUGUCAGGAAAAAGCAAUUCAAAUGCUAGUAUGAACAUGAGUUGUGAUGAUGAAGAAUUCGUAUCGUGCCAAAUAUGUUUCAUGAACUUUGAUGAGACAGAACGCGUACCAAAAUAUUUGGAAAAGUGCUACCACUUUUUUUGCCUACCUUGCCUCAAGGAUCUAAGUGGACCAUCUGGCAGAAAGAAAAUUCUUUGUCCUGUUUGCAGGUCAGCUUCAAAUUUGUCAAAGAGAAAAUGUGAAGAAUUGGUUACCAACCAUGUUGCCUUGCGCCUUUUAAAGGUAGUUGAAACUCAGACAAAAGCUGGUGAAAGAGAGGUGGAACAGCUGUGGUGUACUGAAUGUAAUUCUUCUGCAUCUGUCGCUUGCCAGCAAAGCAAGCAUAAAACUCAAAACUACCUUGAAGCAUACAGUGAACAUUCUCUGCAGCUGAAAUCUAGAAUUAAUGAACAACAUUUAACCUGUGAUAAAGUUUUGAAAGACUGUCAUCAAGUCCAGUCAGUUAACCAAUUUGUCCUGAGUUGUGCUGAUUGGCUUCAGUCAGAAUUUAGUCACAGGAAUGCUACCAACAAUAUUUUAAUAGCACAAGUAGAAUCUCUUAAGUCAUCUGAAGAAUUUUCCAUUCUUAUGGAAGAAGAUAUGGUGAAAACCUUAAAAACAAUUGAUGAACUUAAAGUCAAGUUCAGCUCCAGAACUGAAGAUGUUAAAGCCACAGGAUCAAAAAUUCUUGAUGUCCUAAAUUCACUGAGCAGUGCUCAACAAGAUGCGGAAUACCUAGCGCAUUUUUCAAGUGAUGUGUCACCUUCUAAUAUUGUUGACUGGCUUAAAAUGUUGAACAAUUUAAACUUGGAAGCCUCUUCAAGGAAUAGCUCUUUGAAGCUCUGUGUCAAAGUUCUCGCAUUUCUAUUAACGCUGUUGAGUGAAGAACUCACAAAUACGGAAAACACUUCUGCAUCGAAUGCUAGCAGCAGCAAUAAGAAUGACGUUUUGAACAAACAGUGCAAUGGCGAUCUGGAAAAGGAAGAAAUAAAUGGGAAACUUGAAGAAAUCCGAAAUCCACCUGAAAAUAAUGAACCACUCCCUUCUUGCUCAGGCACGCAUAAGCGAAUGGCUCAAAACCAACCACAAGGCGCAUCCACUAGCAAAAAAUUUCGUGAGCAACCACCCACAUUGAUAGAAAUCGAAAAGAAAACUGGACAAGAAACCAACGAAAAAUUGAAGAUGCCUAAUAUUUGCCCGAGAAAGUGCUAUUUCCAGUUUCGAAUUAAUGACGAGGAGGCAAGUGAACGAGUAAUUUUCGAGUUAUAUGAUGAUAUGGCCCCGAUCAUGGCUUCCAAGUUUCGUGAGUUCUGUACUGGUACACUUGGAGCCCUAGGAUACUUAGGGUCGAAAGUAUUUCCGCACCAAGUUGUCCACAAUCAACUACCGACGUUGAAAAGUAUCCCUAGUUUGAGAGGAGGUCAAAUUUUCGAUCUUGAAAAUUAUCUGUUCAUUGCUGACGUCUCAUCUGUGCCGGCCAAACUUGGUUCGAUUUUAUUCACUGUCCAAGAGGAUAACCUUUGGGGAACGAUCGUCUCGCCUGACUUUCAAAUACUAUUGGGUGAUCCCCAGUGGGAUGAAAGGAAUAUGCCGAAGACAAUCUUUGGUCACGUUGUUGUCGGCUUUAACGUAUUGGAGAGGAUUAGGAAAAUCAAAGUUACCAAGGAUGUGGUCACUAUCGUUGAUUGUGGAGUUAUCUAACUAAGGAUUUCAAUUUCUUUUCCAUGUUCUUAACUCAGCAUAUCUCAAUUAAAGUUUAUCCAAUGCGCUUUGGUAAAAUUUAUCAGUGUUUGACGCUUACAAUCUUUGUUCAUUAAAUUCUCAAAAUACAGUUUUUGUUUCCUUGA
Molecule: messenger RNA, 2047 nt
Organism: Daphnia pulicaria
Lineage: Eukaryota; Metazoa; Arthropoda; Branchiopoda; Diplostraca; Daphniidae
Exons: 9
Coding region: 162-1901 (579 amino acids)
Biological process (GO): protein ubiquitination; protein peptidyl-prolyl isomerization
Molecular function (GO): ubiquitin protein ligase activity; peptidyl-prolyl cis-trans isomerase activity
Source: RefSeq, a predicted model, not a curated record